Messenger RNA from Dicrocoelium dendriticum, 956 nucleotides. NCBI's taxonomy places the organism in Eukaryota, Metazoa, Platyhelminthes, Trematoda, Plagiorchiida, Dicrocoeliidae. The record is from the annotation of a GenBank genome assembly.
UGCAGCAAAUGCCGCGACCUACAUCAGCUCAGUCAGAACAAGACGAUGGGGCCGAUUUGUUGCUGCAGGAAGAGUAUGACCGGCUUAUGCAUCAAGUACGCUUGGUGGAAAACGAACAACACAAAACUGCAACUGAAACCAACGUGAAAUUAAGAAGAUACCACAAAGUGGUUGAGCACUUGAGCAAAGAAAAUGAAGAACUGACCGUAUUGCUCACUCUAGCUCACAGUGAUCAAAACAAAAAGAAGGAUGUAAAGGCGACGGACGAACUGAAACAUCAGCUUGAGCAACAGGAGGUGGUCUCACAAAAGAUUGAAAAUACUAAGCGUUAUCAUCAACUAUUGGACGCUGAGAUUCGCAAAUACGAAAAACUGCUCCGGGCAAAACAACAGCAACGUCCAAACCAGUCAAAAGUUGAGGACACUCGUGAAGUAACAUCACUGAUUGAGAACAAAACCCUUUCCAUGGAACGUAACCUUCACACAAAAACGGUCAAGUUCUGUGAGACGAUGACAGAAAACGCGCAUCUUAAGUCUGAUAUUGAGAAGCUGCGUAACGAGAGGGGCAUUUAUCUUGCAUUGUGGAAAAAAUUGAAUGAAAAACUUAAUCAACUCAAAAAGGUGAAGCGAAAGGUUAUGCAAAAUGCUACGGAAGCGUACGAAUUCAGAGAAGACGCAGUUAGCAAACGACUGGCUCUGCAGGACAAAAACGAUAAGGAUAAGGCAGCUCACGAGGUGGAAAUGAGGGAUUUGUUGCGCAUAGCUGAUCACAAAGCACAGCUGCAAAAGUUCAUGACCAUCAAGGCCAAUGAACGCAACCAGUGGAAGCGCGAAGCCGAGGAGAGGAAAAGCAGAUAUGGCAAGUUUUGUUACAUUAUCACCUGUAUCCUUAAGCCUAGAUUUGCUGGCUCGUAUGACCGAUGUUACAAAUUAGCUCUACAAUCUGCUACAAAUUAA